Messenger RNA from Saccostrea cuccullata (small rock oyster), 798 nucleotides. RefSeq names its product pleckstrin homology domain-containing family B member 2-like. Gene Ontology annotation, cellular component: membrane. Lineage: Eukaryota; Metazoa; Mollusca; Bivalvia; Ostreida; Ostreidae. Gene Ontology annotation, biological process: regulation of cell differentiation. Bases 176 to 655 code for a protein of 159 amino acids. The transcript has 6 exons. The record is from RefSeq and is a predicted model, not a curated record.
UCAUAUUACAUUGCUGCUGAGAGGAUGUAUCAAACAUUCGCCUCUGCUGUAACUACAGAAAUCUCAUGCAGUCAGGAUCCACAGUUUAUAGAACUGAGCUGAUCGGUUUACAUUUCAUAUACAGCAGGAUAAGAGUUCCCAUCGGGACACGGUUGUUUGUCCCCAGUGAUGGAAAAUGGCCUCUCUUUUCACACAAGAAGGCGAUGGAAUGAUAGUGAAAGCUGGAUGGAUAUUUAGACAAAAGGCCUUUUUUCGGAAGUGGAAGAAAAGUUGGAUAGUCGUCUGCUCGGGAGGAGCCGUGAGGGUGUUCAAAAAUAAACGGGCUUCGCGUCCUCAAAAAUCAUACGAUCUCAAAACAGAUUGUAUCGUCAUCAAAACUGGACGUCAGUGCCAGUAUCUUCUCCCACCAAACGGGAUAGACUCAUCAGCCCUCAUAGAAAUCGUUCUGACCGGUGACAGGGCCAUUAAACUUUGCGCAAAUGACGCGGAAACAGCAAGGAUGUGGCUGGGCGCAUUAACAAAAGCUCAGUCAGGCAAAGAUCUACCGACACCACGCUGGGAAAGGCGAAAUUUAAAUAAAGAGGAAGUCCUUAAUUUAGAAUAUCAAAGUUGCUGGUACUCAUGCUGUAGGAAUAAUCAAGUGGAUGAUUUUUGAUGACGGCCAAAUCACUUCUGUGCAAUAUUGAUAGUCUUCAGAAAAUUGUUUAUGACUUUUUGCUAAUUUAUGUGAAAUGUAUACGGUAUAUUAAUUCAUUGAACGAGAGAAUAUUUUUCAAUGUGUUUUAAUAGCAGGGUUGG